This is a messenger RNA of Carassius auratus (goldfish), 3094 nucleotides long. RefSeq lists its product as uncharacterized. The coding region runs from base 2367 to 3062 and encodes 231 amino acids. The record is from RefSeq and is a predicted model, not a curated record. NCBI's taxonomy places the organism in Eukaryota, Metazoa, Chordata, Actinopteri, Cypriniformes, Cyprinidae. The transcript is spliced from 2 exons.
UAACAAAUAUGUAAAAAAUAUUUUUUUACAAAAGUUCCCUACAGCACCUUUAAAGCCAAGACCAACAGAGAGUGGCAGCUGGCGUUUGUGCAAGCCGUGUCGAAGACUGGGGGCUAUUCUGCGCAGCGAAACCAGCAAUCGAAAGGGGGAAGAUGGAAGAGAAACUCUGAAAGAUGGGGUUGUUGGAUCUGCGAGACAGAUGAACAUAAGACAUUCAGGUGUACAAGAUGCAGACGGUUGGGCAGAGGAUUGCCCGGAGAACCGGCAAUAUCAACAAGCAGACUGAAGCGAGGGAGACGGAGAGCAGAGAGGAGGGGUCCAGGCCGAGCAACCAACGGUCACAAGUGAGGGAAGUGAAAAUUUUCUGCUCUCUGCAAUGAAGAAAAUGCUUGCUUUCCUUUGUGUAUGUCUGAUUCUGUUGAUAAGCAUUCUGACAGAUGUGCUAUUAUGUUUAAGAGUGAAGCUUUUAUGAAAAUGCCUAAAUAUCCUAUGUUAGUAGAGGGGAUAUUGGUUGAGUUUUUAGCUGAUUCUGGGGCCGCACAGUCACACCCCUGCAUGUCCAGUGCCUUUGAUGGGGAGAGAUUUAUUGUGCAAACUAAAUUUGACACUGAUUGCAGACUCUGGGGGUGUCUGAGUGGCAGAGAAAGAGCAGAUUUGUUGUCUGCAAGCAGAACCAAAAUAGGCAUAUGAAUGGCACAUCAGAAAUUCUGAAUGGGCUGGAAUGAUGUGUGAACUGACAAAAAAUCGAGCAAAACCAUUUGACAGAGAAAUCACGUUGCCUGACAAAUUGCAUUGCACGUCACAUGUUGUAGUACAAUGAGAUGACCAGUAUGAAAAUGACUGGUUUGAAGGAGGAAAAGGAGAAACUUUGCGUUUUGAGAAAAUGUUUUAGACAGAAAAUGUGUGUGCAGUUUCAGUUUGCCUGACAGAAAAACAGCUUCAGUUUUACUCAAUGGCAGAAGAUUCUGUGCCUCGCUCUCCAAGGCCAGCAGACAGGGCCCAGAUUAGAACUGUUUGUGAAAAGCUGUGUUUGUGUUACAGACAGAGACAGAUAGGGGAGGGAGUGAAACAUAGUGAGAGUCUGGGAGCGUUUAUGUCAGAGUGCAAGCAUGGAACAAAAGGAAAAGGGAAAAUCAUUGCAUGACAAUUAUUUGUGCCUCAGAUAUACAUCAAGCAUUAACAGAAGUGCCAUCAGAGUUAUGGGCAAAACACAAAUAUGAUGUGGGUUUAAUUAAAGGAUGUGAACCAGUUGUUGUCACCCCAAAAUCUGAUUACAGACCAUGUCAACGUCAAUACCCUCUAAAACUAGAGGCAAUUCUUGGUAUAAAACCAGUAUUUGAGUCACUAUUAAAAGAGGGAAUAAUGGUGCCAUGUAAUGAUUCUCCAGUUCGCACUCCAAUUUUUCCUGUAAAAAAAAUAAGGGAUGAGGGUCAGCCCACAGAGUGGCAAUUUUUACAAGAUUUACAGGCGGUGCUGUCAUGCAAAGAGCUCCAUCAGUACCAAAUCCAUACACAAUUUUAUCACAAAUACCACAAGAUGCAACAUUCUUCUCAGUGGUAGAUUUGGCAAAUGCAUUUUUUAGUGUGCCAGUUGAUAAAGACAGCCAAUUCUGGUUUGCAUUUGAAUUUGAGGGCAAAGGUUACACCUGCGCUCGAAUGCCACAAGGGUAUUGCAAUGCCCCUAGUGAUUACAACGAAGCCCUAAGGAGGAGUUUGGAGCUUUUGACCCUGACAGCAGGCACAGCCUUGUUACAGUAUGUGGAUGAUCUUUGCCUGUGUGCUCGUGAUGAGCUCACAUGUGUGACUGACACUAUGACCCUCUUGAACCAUCUGGCUUGGGAGGGCCAUGAAGUCAGCCUGACAAAAUUGCAGCUCAUAAUACAACAGAUUACAUUCCUGGGGCAUGUAAUAACACCAAAUAGCAAAUCACUGUCUGAAAAAGGGGUUAAAUCUACAAGAGAAGUCCCAAAACCAGUAACAAAGAAACAAAUGCUUAUUUUUGGGGGAAUGUGUUCCUAUUGUAGAACAUCUAUUCCAAAUUAUGCAAUUUUUGAGCUGCCCCUGAGAGCCCUGAGAGGGAAGGGGUUGAAUUUAUAUGACAGGAUUGAGUGGACAGAGGAAGCGGCACAAGCAUUUCUGAACAUGAAAGUUCAGCUGUCUGUUGCGCCAACUCUGGGCUAACCCAGGCCGAAAUAAACCCUUUAUUCAGAUGGUUGAUGAGGAAAAAAAUGGGUUUAUGACUUCUGUAUUGUUGCAACAUCAUGAAGACAAGUUGAGACCUGUGGCAUAUUUUUCCAGCAAAUUAGACCCAGUUUCAGCAGGCCUGCCACACUGUCUGAGGGUGUGGCGGCUGCUGAGAAGGCCGUAAUGGCUUCUAGAGAAUUCGUAGGCUACUCUGAUCUGACAUUGAUGGUGCCUCACGCAGUGUCCAUGAUUUUGCAGGAACAGAAAACAUCACACUUAUCAACAGCUCGAUGGUUAAGAUAUCAUACUAUUCUGCUUGAUAUACCUAAUAUCACUGUUAAGCGAUGCACAACCUUGAAUGCUGCUACUCUCCUUCCAACAGAUGAGGAUGGGGAGGAGCAUCAUUGUUGUUUAACAGCACUUGAACAAGUGUGUACACCACAUCCAGACCUGUCUGACGUGCCACUUGAAAAUUGUGAAAAUGUCCUCUUGGUGGAUGGUGCAGCUUUUAAAGAUCCACAAACAGGCCUGAAUAAGGUGAAAGCUGCUCAGGGGAAGGUUGCUGAAACACCGCUGCACGAACUGAAACCAGGAGAUUUCGUGGUGGUACGAGAUCUGAGGAGAAAGAGCUGGAAGGCGAAAAGGUGGCUGGGACCGUUCCAGGUGCUUCUGACCACUCACAUGGCUGUGAAGGUAGCAGAGAGAGAAACGUGGAUCCAGGCCAGCCACUGCAGGGAGGUCCAACAGAAAAGAUCUGGAGACACACACGUCAAUAAGGCCAGAAUCCAGCCUAAACAUCAAGCGUCCUUAUCAGCGGGAAGAGCAAGGUUAAGACUGAAAAACAGCACCGAAGUAGUCUGUGCGCAAGUGAAAAGAUAAAUAUGAGCAUCAUAGUUGGGUACAUCAUGUUG